UCGGCGCAUCGUGUCUGUGCUCUAGUCGUGUUUCGUCCGAAUAAUCGAGAUAUAUCGGGAUAAUAAUUUUUUCAACACAAAAACAACAAGAGUUCCUUUACCGUCACGACAUCUCCCACGCACGUGAACCCUUGAAGCCAUUCAGCGCACUCUAAAGGAUAUGAAAUGUACUUACGCGUUCCUUGAAUUCACGACACAGAUAGCAACGGAAGGAAAAUAGUGAAUAAAGACACGGUGCGAGCCGGUUAUUCGAAGUAUUGUACUAUGAUCUCGUGAUCGAUUGAUUUUGAAAACGAAAGAAAAAAAAAGAAAUCGAUAAGAUUGGCAUUUUCGUUUACUCAUAGAUAACAUGAUAUCUCAAACGAUCAUUGCCGAAUUUGAUGCGCCAUAACCACGUUUGUUCAUUUCACGCAAAUUGAUAUUAUUUAUUAAAUCUUUUAUCAAAUUUUGACAUUUACCGGAUGAUUACGAUAUACAGCACGUGGUUAAAAACUAUUAUAAGAGAAGAAAAGAUAAACUAGUAAUACUGAGUGCAAGCGCCAGACAGAGCGACGCUUCCGCGGGCAAAGCCGUGUCCUGUCUCGUCUUUCGUAUGUAUUGAGUAACUUACACACGGAGUGUGCGCACGUAACUGAACACGUAUAUAAAUACGUGAAGUUGUCACGUACUGACCAACGACGCUCUUGCACACGCGUAUACGAAAACGAAAAAGCAAUUCGUCGUGGCGCAAGCGCGAAAGCAAAAGCUUUUUCGAGCGAGGUAGCCGAAGGAGAGAGACGGUGGUGCCGAUGAUCAGAUACAUCGGAUUCAGUGGCGGCACGGACGUAGAGAGCAAGUCAAGUAACAGCUUCCCACCAGUCAGUCACUCACGAUCGGUUAGUCAGUCACGGCAGUCACGCGCCGACCGUGUCAGACGCACGCUGGUCUGUUGGUUCGCGUGUAAAGAGGCCGGUGAACAGCGAAAUAUAAAUGGGUGAAAAAAAGAUUUAGUGUCAACGUCACUAAUUGAAAAUCGUGCAAUUAUAAUCGUAUUUUUUGUAAUCGAUAUAUACGGACAAAAAAUAUCGCUAUACUGCGCAAGCGCAAUGCAAUACUUCGCAAACUUGGUCAAGAUUUGGCGUUGACGAUCACAUUCAAUUGUAACGAACCGGCGAGUCAAACGCGAAAAGCGCAAGCGUGUGUUUUCAAAGUGAGUCUCAUCCGUGUCAGAGACGAUCGAAAAUGGUCGCCACUCGUUAAUUUUUAUCGAUAAAUUACGUUUAUUCAUUUCUAAAUCGUUUUUGUUAUCAUAAAGUCUCGGAAUAAUCAUAGCCAUAUCAGAUGCGCAUACCGGCGUUGUUGCAUCGUGAGGAACACGACAACGUAUACAGGGCUCGUAGGUUAAGAGAGUUAGUGAGGUGCGGAGGUGCGUGGAAUUGUGCGCCGGUUAAAACCGUGACAGAGAAAAGAAGAGAGAGAGAAGUGCCAAGCACUAUACGGCUUGCUUACCUCCCUGUUUCGUGUCCCUCUCGUCUUGAAACUCGUCGCUCGUUGUGUACCGCCUUAUAAAACGCGCGCGCAGUAACACGGAACGCGCGACGACGACGAGAACGAGAAAGAAGAGCGGCGGGGAACAGGCAGAGAGUUAAAGUCGUACAAACUCUCUGUGCUCUCUCGGUAAAAAAGAGAAAUAAAUAACGAUAGUGCAAAAAGACGAGCAAACAAAGAAAGAAAGAGUGAAAGAGAGACACCAUAUAUAUAUAUAGAAAGAAAGAAAAAAGAGGAUAAAUAGAUAGAUCUCUCCGCAUGUGUGGAACUGGUUAAAAGAAAGAAAGAGAAAAAAGAAGAAUAACGAACCUGCGUGUAUACCUUAGCCUAUUAAGCCGUCGGAUGCGCUCGUUCAACGUGUCUCGAACGGUGCACGAUACCUCGUCGCGUUAUCUGCAGUAAAUAUUGCGGCUAACACACGGUCUCUCUGGGUCCGCUGCUGAUUGUUUCUAAUCAUUAUCGCACACGUUCGCGACCUGUGUACGCAUACUAUCGUCAUACUCGCGUUGUCACCGACUUUUUCGUGAUCAUAAACGUUGCCGCGAUAUCCGUCAUUGUGUCGUUACAUAUAUAUUAUUGUUAUUAUUCGCGAACGAUUCUUUAUAUCAUCGGUGUAUCGUCGCGCGAUACAGGAUCGGAAAAAGAAUCAGAGAUGGUGUGAGACAACAGGCAGUGUCGUAAAGAGUGCAGAAAGUUUUGUGCAGUGAAUGUUCGUUAAUAGAUCAGUGUUGCGGCUCUAAAGACUAGACAGAAAAAGGGCAUACGUGUUUAGAGGUGUAUAGAAUGAGACAGAUAAUGUAAGGAAUAGACAGAGUGAAAAAGAGGUAGAAAUAGAAAAUACGAGAGAGAAAAACGUAUAAGUGAAAGAGAGACAACGCAUAGAAAAAACGCGCUAUAUGCGUUGAAGCACUCGUGUACGAGUGCCAGCGACGAGACAACGAAUUGGACGUACGCGAACGCGAGUGUGACAGAAAAAAUAAGAGAGAAAAAGAUAGAAAGAAAGAAAGAAAGAAAGAUAGAAAGAGAAUCAAAGAUAUCACGAAACUUUUUUAAAAGUACCGAAGAUGCAUUUCCACAGUAGUCUAUUAUCGAUUUUACUUAUCGUCAUUUCUUGUCCUCUGACUGUUCGUACACGAAGAGUUGCUCCCUUAAUCGAGGAAGACUGGGCUAGAAGGCCUCAUCGCGCCGCCGAAUGUACGUUCGGCAAGCAGAUACGGGAACUGGGCUCCACCUGGUUCGCGGAUUUGGGCCCGCCCUUUGGAGUCAUGUACUGCAUCAAAUGCGAAUGCAUUCCGAUACAAAAGAAACGACGAAUCGUAGCGAGAGUCCAUUGUCGUAACAUCAAGAACGAAUGCCCAGAACUCACGUGCAAAGAUCCAAUUCUUCUUCCAGAUCGAUGCUGUAAAUCUUGUCCGGGAAAUUCCAGUACUGAUAUAGUGCAAGAUGUGCCCGUACAAUUAACCUCCGAGGAAGAGGAACGAAGUCUAAAACAUUUUGGGACGCUUUUAACGGGUAAAACAUCUCAAGUAUUGCGUCGCGAUGAGCCCAAUCUAACAUCAAUGUACAACAGUGCUUACAACUAUCUUGCAACAGGUCGUUUUACAUUUCAUCGCAAAAAUCUCUAUUAUUCCUUCUAUUUAUCAACAUCAACCCCUCGUCCGCGAAGCAUACAAUUUAUCGAUGGAUCAGGAAGCAUUUUAGAAGAACAAACAAUCGAUCCCAUUGGUGGAGUGUAUCAAAAUGCAACAGGUAAAUUAUGUGGAGUGUGGAGAAGGGUUCCACGAGAUUAUCGGAAGUUACUUCGUGAUGAACGUUUACACGUGUCCUUUAUUUGGGAACCAUCGGCCACCUUGAUAGGACAAUUGUCUCGUUAUCGUGCCUUAUCCACGGAACAGUAUUCUUCUUUGUUGGAACCAACGAUGGGAGUGGAUCGUUCAUUGAUGUCUGGUGCAGGAGCCACCGCUAUAGUCUCAGCAUCAUCGGCAUCAGCGCCAUUUAUCCACGUAUCCUUGGUAUUUAAUGGUGUUUUUUUACCUAAUGAUGUUUCCGAAGUUCCAUUGAUAGUACAACUAGAACAUAUGGAGAAGGACUACGUGGUUCUACGCGAAGAAAUUAUAGUAAAGAAACCUUCGAACGAAUUAAACUUCGGGGAGGUUCGAAAUGCCCUAUCAGGGACGGAUCUUCGUUUACUGACUCGAGGCAAACUCUCCAUUAGCAUAAUGUCUAAAAGAGACCCUCAAGCUCUACGAUUGGCUGGCAUAGUAGGUCCACGUACCAAUUGCGAAAUGUAUCAGACUUUGCUUCUCUCAGAAACACCUUCGGCCGCUUCUGGUUUGGCAUGGGCAUUUUUGGAUCAUGCUGGUUCAUUGCGUUAUGGUGUUCAAUUAAUAGGAUUGGAAGAAGAAAGUCCUUUGGUAACUUUGGUAGAUGAAGGAGGCAAACGUCGUACCGAGUUGGAAGAUUUAACACCUUCUCUCGUCAAUGAUCUAGCUAAUGGAUCCGUGGAACGUCCAGGGCCACGAUUUCUCGAAUCUUUAUUCAACGGAGAACUCGCAGUUGUUGCUGCUUCACACAUUGGUUCCAUGUUGCGCGGCCGAUUACUACAAAGACCAGUAGCCGAUGCCAGAGAUACUGCUGCACCUUUUCUGCUUAGGAGACUGUUCCAAGAACCUGUACACCCUGGUCCAGUUGGUUUGGUGUGGACAGCAGUAGAUUUAGACUGUUCCCUUCAUUAUGAACUUGAAAUUGCUGGCUUCCCUCAAACAUCUACCAAUAAUCAUGAAUCACGUACGUUCCGACUUUAUUUAGAAACCAUGCCUUUAUUGGCUCAAGGAGCACCUGUAGCUAGAAGAUUAUUGGAAGAAUUUACUGGAUACAUCUUAGAAGGUUCUGUCACUGGUCUCUCACCAGUAGAAUUAUAUAGAAUCGAAUCUGGUAUUUGUUUCUUGGAAGUGACGGAUAAACAGGCUGAAAGGAUUCUGAAAGCUCCAUUCAAGGCUAGAGCGCCGCUCAGCUGUCUUCCUCACUAUGCAGAUAAUGAUGUCGCCUCAGUGGUCGCGUACAACCUUCAACCACCCCGAUCAGACAUCGAAACUGGCGCUUGUUUUCAUGAGACUAGAUUCUAUGAAGAAGGUACUCAAUGGACUUCCAGUACAGAUCCGUGCUCCAUGUGUCAUUGUUACCGUGGAUUAGCACAAUGCGAUCCAGUACCUUGUCCAGCCCUCACGUGUGCCCAGAGUAAGCAAUUAAAACCUGCUCCUGGUCACUGUUGUCCAAUUUGUUCAGGUCCAGGGAUUAAUAUGAAUGGGACGGGAAAAAAUGUCAGCUCCAUAAUAAGAGGUUGCACACUGGCUGGCCAAUUUCAUCUACCAGGAGCAUCAUGGCAUCCUUAUUUACCACCAGUGGGAUUUGAUACUUGUGCAGUUUGCACAUGUGACCCUAUCACGCUAGAAGUAAAAUGUCCACGAGUACAGUGUCCACCGUUGGAUUGUGAUGAGAAGAUCGCUUUUAGGCCUAGCAAGAAGGCUUGUUGCAGACAAUGUCCAAUAACAACACCUAGCUCGGCAAACAUGGGAAGUGACACAACUCGUUUGCCGCGAGAUCAGGCAGCACCAUCCACUAAGCGCACUGCGGAGGAAAUAUUGGCUUCCGGCGGCUGCAAGAAUCCCCUUGGUAAUCCCUAUGAAAAUGGAAUGGAGUGGCAUCCACGAGUUCACUCACAUGGAGAAAUGAAAUGUGUCAAAUGCAGAUGUAAGAAUGGUGAGGUCAGAUGCGACAGAAAACGAUGUCCACGAGCCCUUUGCAAUACGAUCGCACAUCAAAUGAAACGCGGCGAAUACGUAGCGGAUGGCGACGAUUGUUGCACGGUCCAGUGCCGACGAGCGAGGCGUCAUCAUCGUAACAAUCAUCAUUCAGCCCGGCAUUCCGUGACACCACGUGAACUCAGCUGAGUAGUUUCAACUGUUACGAAGCUUUCUUCGAAUAGUGAUCUGGUCUAAGGGAACGCUUCUGGACAUUGUUUCUCUUUAUAAUCAUUAAAUUCAUGGCUUAAGUUAUGCCAUUGUCAUCAUAUUUUUAAUUCCAAAACAACUUCAGAGCAAUUACCAGAAAUUACGAGAAAAUGAUGGGAGUCAAUUGGUAACGCAAAAUUCUAAAUUCAAAUAGCAAAACUUAGAGAUUGUUUUUGAUGCCUGAAGUAUCAUUAAUAAAUAAAUUCAGAAAAUAUAUAUUUAAAAAUAUUACCUUUUCUAGAAUUUUUGAUUUAAGAUGAUGUAAAAUUAUUAUUAAGUUAAAGAAUAGAAAAAUGAACUAAGAUUAAAUUUACAUAAUAAGAAAAAUGAACUAAGAUUAAAUUUACAUAAUAAGAAAAAUGAAUUAAACGAAACCAUUUAAAUGGAAUAUGAAACAUAGAGGCACUUAGAUUAGUAUAUUAAAAUUGAUCGAUUUUGAAUAAAUGGUAUACAAAUUUUAUAUUAUAGUUUAAUUAUUUGAUAAAAUUAACGUUAAAUAAUCAUGUUGAUAAAGUAUUUUGAAAGAAAAUGAAGAAUAUAAACGAUGCUGUGCAUCAUAUUUAUCUAACACUAAGUUAUCGUUAAAAGAAAGAAUCUUUGAAAAAACAUUUAAUAUUGGAAUACUUUAUUCAGGAACUAUAAAUUGCCGGAAAAUGAUAAUCAACGAAACAAAAAGAUUCAUCUUUGGAGUAAUCGGCAGUUAUCAGAGGAAGUUACAAUAAUAAUAAUAUCAAUAACAAUAUAACAGAGGAAGGAACGUGGAUCGUUCUCAUCAAGCAUUAUUCUUACUUAUAUUCCUGUCGCUUGCUCGAUUAUUUGCUACAGAGUCCCUUACAGCACCUACUACCAGACAUUUAUUAAUCAAUUGUCUCUCAUCAACGGAUAAACGGACCGGAAGUCAACUGCUCUCUAUCUUCGAGUGACCCUUUAUAUACAUACAUACAUGCAUUAUUAUUAUAUGCGUUUACUUACACAUAAAUAUAUAAACAUAUAUUGUAUGGUACGGCUAUAUUGAAAGAAAAAAGAACAAGAGAAAAAAUUAGACAAAGAAAGAGGCAAACUUGGAGAGAAUUUAAAAUCGUGACGGUAAAUGCAGAACCCUAUCGUACCCAUCAACCUCACCGAGUUACCCAGCAACCAAAGAAGACUGAAGAACCUCCAAUGGGUGGCAUCAGUUGUCAUUAAAAUGUGGAAACAUGCUAAGAUUUUUAUCAUACUUUAUUAACUCCAUACAAAUUAUUACUAUUACGAAUUACUAUUAUUACUAAUAGUAAUAUUACUAUUAUUAAAAUAUUAAUGUCGAUAUAACAUCAUUAAUGUUAUAGAUCAUUAUUCAUUUUCAUUAAUUUUAUAUCACCACUGUUCAUCAUUGUUCAUUUUCAUCGUUUAUAAUUCAUUACGUUCAUCAUCAUUAAAAAUUUGUUUUUAUUGGAAUUUUGAUUAUUAAUAUUAUUAAAAUUAUUAUUAUAAUAUUUCUAUUAUUAUUUUUAAUAAUAUAAAUAAUAUC
Apis laboriosa (Himalayan honeybee) is the source of this 7044-nucleotide messenger RNA. RefSeq names its product dorsal-ventral patterning protein Sog (gene sog). NCBI's taxonomy places the organism in Eukaryota, Metazoa, Arthropoda, Insecta, Hymenoptera, Apidae. The record is from RefSeq and is a predicted model, not a curated record. Gene Ontology annotation, molecular function: protein binding. The transcript is spliced from 8 exons. Bases 2592 to 5477 code for a protein of 961 amino acids. Gene Ontology annotation, biological process: multicellular organism development.